Messenger RNA from Penicillium brasilianum, 789 nucleotides. The record is from the annotation of a GenBank genome assembly. Lineage: Eukaryota; Fungi; Ascomycota; Eurotiomycetes; Eurotiales; Aspergillaceae.
AUGUCGUUCCCAUCCUCAAGCUGGUUCCACCAAGGAACAGACCCUGGCACGAUCAUCAGCCUGGAUCAACCUAUCCCUUCGCAGUGGAAAAUCCUCGAGAAGCUCAAUGAGCAUGACUUUCAGGCUGGUGAAGAAAUACGUCAAUACCCUCGCGUCCGCUCUUACGCCGCGGCUAAAUUCCUCUGUUGUGAUCCAAGAAAUCCUUCUAGGAAAGCCUUCCUACGAGUCUAUCUUCAGGUUCCUAUUAAGAACACUGAGAUGCAAGAUCCGAAGACCAGAUCCCGCCAGGCCACAAACUACACGCCCGGAGAGUUAACUGCCCACCAAACGUUCACUCAAAAGGGUUUCAGCAAUGUACCAAUGCUCCUAGGAUACAAGGUCAGCACUCAAAAUGAGUCAGGACUGGUGCCAAAUGGAUUUGCGAUCUGGCUGGCGUGGGAGAUAGUCCCAGGUCUCCGCCUCGGCAUUGACAAGCUUACGGAUAAUUACUGGAGUCUGUCCGCUGUCGAGAGGGAACGUGUCCGUACGGCCUUUAAAGAGGCUCUUCCUCAGGAGCUCGAGAAAGGGUAUGAACCUUAUGUGCCCGGUCUCCCUUACCUUGUCUGGCACAGUCAAACAGGCAACCUUUACUUCAUCGGUUACUUCUACGGCAAGAAAGCCGAACGUAAAGACCUGAGAAACAUCGAGAUCGGUCCUGUGUUCCUAGCGAUGUAUGGCCUCGCGAAACCCUCUUCGGAUGAAUGGGGUGAGGAUGAUUGGAACGGAGAUACCACAGGCUGGAAAUGGUAA